UUCCGGUGCCCCCCCGGCGAGUACCCCGCUUUCUCACGUUCCUGCGAAGAUCCUGCGCGAUAGUCGGGCAGCACCGCGCGUCCUGGCCUUGAUCGCGCGAUGGCCACGAUAUCCCGCCAGGCGAUGUAAUUGGCAGGAAGUAAAGUGAGCAUUAGCCGCCUGGCGAUACUCCGCUCGUUGCGGGGUUUACGCAUUUCCAUCGCUCGCGAUGCGGAAUCAGACGCGAGAACGAGCGCGAUGAGUUCCCGUGAGAACGCGCGGAUUAUACAGCUUGCUGCUCCACUGAGUUCCUUUUUUUCGCGGUGAUUGUGUGCUGGAUCAACGUGUAACUGGGUGCCCGUGCGUGUCAAACGAGUGAUCGGCAAGGUGCUGCCUGUACGCUACGUGUGUCCGCAUUUUGUGUCACUAGGUUGUGAGGCAGUGUGCAGUGAGAGAUCAAAUGCUUCUCUGCCUUCUAAUCGUACAGAGAUGCUCAUUAUGUAAUGUAUCCCAUGUAAAUAUACCUGCAAAAAUUACAAGCACCUAACGAUGGAACACUCCGAGUUGGUCGCGGAAAUGAUACACGUCGAAAGGCUGACGACGCAAGAACGGUUACACUUAGCACGCCAUCGUAGGCUACAGCAAUUAAAAGUAUGGAGACAACGUGAAAAGGAGUGGUUACGACACCAGACUAGGCACACAAGUAACAAGCGUCACAUAUAUUUUAGCGAUAGUGUUAUGUUAUUAGAAGCCGCUGCAAGAAAUGAUAUCGAUGAAGUAAGACGACUUUUGAAAAAGGGCGUGAAUCCAGACUCGACGAACGAGGACGGCUUGACCGCGCUGCAUCAGUGUUGCAUCGACGACAAUGAGGAGAUGAUGAAGCUGCUGAUCGAAUUUGGUGCUAACGUGAACGCGGAGGACAGCGAGAAGUGGACGCCGCUGCACGCGGCUGCUACGUGCGGUCACCUGCACUUAGUUAAAUAUCUUAUCGCCAGGGGUGCAAAUUUAUUAGCCGUUAACGCUGACGGCAAUAUGCCGUACGACAUUUGCGAGGAUGAGAAAACGUUGGACUGCAUCGAAGGCGAGAUGGCGAGGCGAGGAGUGACUCAAGAAUUAAUAGACGAGACGAGAGCUUCGACUGAGAUUCAAAUGUUACGGGACUUGCAGAAGAUCGCCUCGUUAGGAGGUGAUCUCGAGUACAAAGAUCAUCAAGGUGCUACGCCUCUUCACAUUGCAGCGGCAAAUGGUUACGUAAGAGUCGUAGAGUUUCUUCUUGAUCAGCACGUGUCGACCGAUGUGGAGGAUAACGACAAAUGGCAGCCGGUACAUGCGGCCGCAUGUUGGGGACAUCUGGAGGUGCUCGAGUUGCUAGUGCAGAAUGGAGCAGAUCUAAACGCGAAGAACAAGCACGAUGAGACUCCCGCAGAUAUAUGCGAAGAUCUGGAGAUCAGGGAAAGGAUAAUGGAACUGAAAACGGAGCAAGAGAGUAAACGGCUUCGCGAGGCACAAGGACGGAGGGUGCGCAGGUCACAGAGCAUAAAUACGCGAACGCAGAGUGUACGUCGGACGUCUAUUCGAGACAAGGUUCUCACCACGAAGAAGGACGCUCAGGAGGAAGCUCGCUUGAGGUUACAGGCGCAACAGACGUACGUCAGCGCUCCUACGCCUAGUAUCCCACCGUUGGAGAACAAUACGCAGGAAGCGGGAGAUCACGAGACUGAUUCGAACGCAUUGACGCCGGCGGUGCGAAAAGGCCCCGAGGGAAAAGACAAUGAAUCUUUCCUCCACGAGGAUGUCGAUAAAGAUUCAGCAGUAGCAGGAUCGGAUCCGCCGGUCGGUAGCCAGCAGCAGUCACCGAUUUAUGCCACUGAUAGUGACACCAACGGCAAGAUCAACAUACACGUAUCCGUUGUCUUCGUGAAAUCCUUGUCCGAUCUGAAGAAACAACGAGCACAGAACCGGCACAUAUCUGGUAGUUCUCUAGACGCCAACGGUAACGGUAUCCCGAUGCCGGUCUCGUCCAUCUCCAAUUCUGACCUCAGUACCGAUGACUUUACUCAUCAACGCUUCACUGGGAAUACCAGUGAGAUCGUAGGCGAUAAUCAUUCCGAAAAGAGCUGCUGCACUGUCAUGUAACGCAUUACUACUUAUCGCGUUUUUCUCGUCUUCCUUCCGCUGCGUGCGGGAUAUCGUAAGGUCUACCGGAAAUCUUUGCAUUUAUCGCAUGAGUGAAAAUGUGUUCCCGCGAUUAAUUUCCAGUAUUUCUUUUCCAAGACUUGACGUAUUUUCACGUUUCCACGAUUUUGUAUUCAAUUCUUUUAUAUAUAUAUAUAUAUAUAUAUAUAUAUAUUUCUUUAUUUCACAUAUAAUAAUAUUAUGUACAUUACAAAUCUGCAGCCACAUCUGUGUCGAUAGCUUUAAAAUCAAAACAACUAUGCAGUUUUGGUAUUGUGCGAACGGUAUGUACUUAAAUCGUAACAAAAUGUUCGCUCUACCGUUAUUACGCGGACUGCAACGCCUGAAAUGAGCUUGCAUUUCUGUAUCGAGAAUUGAGAACACUUUGUUACGGCACCCCUGUAAACACUUGUAAGAAUGUGUACUUAUACAUGAAAAAAAAAUGCAUAAUAAUGCAUUUUUAAUAAUUGCAAUUUGCAGCGCCUAACGCGUUUAAAUAUUGUACAGACUUUUAUCUUAUUUAUUGUUAUAUUAAUGAAAAUGUAUAGAGAUAUAUUAAACGCACGCAUGAGAGAGUAGAAAGUGUGUUAUAUUACGUAGGUAUUAUUACUUCAAAUUUUAUAGUGUCUCUGCAAACAGAUAAGACUAUCAAACAUCUUCUAAUAUUUUUAUGAGACUAUAGCUAUAAGAAUUAAGUAAAAAGUUUUUUAUAUCGAUUUAAAGAUUAUUUGUAAAUUUUGAUAUGUAAUAUUUAUCUACAUUAAAACUCUAUAGACUUCGCGCUGAAUUCCUUAUUCCAUGUAUAGUAAGUCACAGUGCUAUCAUGAUUUAUGAUUUUAUGCGUUGCGCCUCGUACGAUGUAAAGUAUUCUUGCUGAGUUAUUUCGAUAUUGUAUCAGAUGUACGAAGCAUAAAAUGUGUAAUAAACUUUACGCCAAAUCAAAUGAAAUGUAUGUAGUCCAACAAUGAUUUAACAAUCGAAAUAUAAUGCCGGUAAUGAAUUUCACUCAAAAUCAACGUACGUACAGGCAUAUGUAAAAUAAUAAUUUGUCCUGCUUAACAGGCAUAUUUUUUGUACACUUUAUGUGUCAAAUAAUACCCGAAUUACAUAAAUAAGAGAAUUUUCCAAGAAAGUGGAUAGUACAAAUAAGCACUCAACAUUCCUCUAGUGACGUGUAAUUAAUGUUGCCAAACUUUGUGCGUGAUUUCGCGUAAUUCGCUAUUCAUUCCAAAUUUUUUAAUGCAAUACUCGUACAUCUUUGAUAAUGUUGUUACUACGAUUAUUCCGAUUUAGGAAAUACAUAACUCACUUGUGAUUGUUUACUUAAUUUGAACAUGAAUAUUAUAGCGAGAGUUGAUUUCAUUGGCUGUAUUUGAAAUGAAUUUGUGUGACAUCUAUCGCCUGUUUAUUGUAAUAAUAAAACUAUAACAUUAUAUAUACACUUAUAUAUAUAUAAAUAAAAUUGCUGUAUAUGUUAAA
Molecule: messenger RNA, 3633 nt
Organism: Ooceraea biroi (clonal raider ant)
Lineage: Eukaryota; Metazoa; Arthropoda; Insecta; Hymenoptera; Formicidae
Gene: MYPT-75D
Product: Myosin phosphatase targeting subunit 75D
Cellular component (GO): cytoplasm
Molecular function (GO): enzyme inhibitor activity; myosin phosphatase regulator activity; protein binding
Source: RefSeq, a predicted model, not a curated record